AUGUUGCAUCCUCCGACAUGUAGCUAUCGCAGACUCAACCCAAGUCGGGCCUUUACUCAAAAAGCUCCAACGAAGACGUUUUUUUUCGACAGGACUAAGUACCCAACUAGUGACAAAAGUUCCCUAGAUGAAGAAACUAGCGAUGCAAUAACUGCCGAGGGAAAUAACGAUGACCCUCCGAUAUGGUGGCUUCGAGCUCAAUCAUCCUUUCCCUCGAACACAGUCAUGGUCCAGCCCCAACUUCCUUCCCAGAGGGCACAAUCUCAGUCCCCUCUUUUUCACAGGGUGAUCAGUUCUGAGAACCCAGAAACCUGUACCAUGGGCCAGUCGGGCAGUAGUGUAAGAGAUGGGUGUGGUAUUCCUCAAGCUCUCCCCACUUCUAGCACUUCCGCAUAUCCUCCCUCCACUACCUCUAUAGCGCAUGCUACCUGCGCUUCUUCCGCGCCUGCUCCUCCUGCAUUUAACACGUCCGUAACUGCUACAAAUCUUCCGGUAACAUCAAACGGUGAAAUGGAGCCCGCAUGUCAGUUAGCUGUUAAAAAGGCUCCCGAGGAGAGUUUGCAUCCUUUUGGGACGAAAUUGAAGGACUAUGGGCAACAGGAUGUGUUGGAAGACAAGAGCGAGCAUGAAAGUAAUGGAGAAAUUUCUGAAUCAGGCUGGACAACUGCCUCUGGCGGAAUGGCAUUCUCGUUUUCAUUUGUGGACGGAAAGCCCUUUGCUCAGCCAAUUUUCAACCCGAAUGGUACUCCGGUCAAACCCUUCAUUCCAAUACAUAUGCGUCCGCCGGUCAAGAGUCUAAAUACUAUGGUGGGAAACAAGACUCCUUUAGUCAACAGCCGCACGAACGAUUUGAAGAGUGUCGAUAGCCAAGACAUUAUUAAACCUAAGAAAGCAGAAGCGGAGGUCGUCAAGAAGAGAGCCGAAACUCCUACCCAGAGCGUUCACAAGGUACACGAUACAAGCACAAAGUCUAGUUCAGCAUUGUCAGGAGCUGAGAGGCAACGCACAUAUUGCGAACUCUAUAACGCUCAUGUUGAGACAAUGUUUGCUGGAAUCUCGUCAAAAUAUCCGCAACCCACAUCCGCCAGUGCGGCCAAGGAGGCCAGACAAGCCGAAUUAGAUGCCAAAAGAGCGACAGCAGCGGCAGAAUAUGCCUCAUCUCCUAGAUCUGUUAAGGUAGAGACCAAAUCUCAAGUUUCGGCUUUUAUGGCCAAGGUUCCUACGGGAAGGGACAAUCAACAAAAAACAUUUGAAUCAGGUGAUAAUUAUGGGAUACCGCCAAACUGGGCAGCUUGUGAGCCAGAUCCAUCUACUCGACCUAAUUCUACAAACGGAUGGAUUAAUUGGAAGCCAAAGCCUAAAAAAGGUCCUGCGUCGGCUCGUAGUGGACACAUGACCAUGUCAGAAUAUCAAGCUGCCAUUGCAUACAGACCUCAAGGUGUCGAUCGUGACUAUGAGGCAGCGAAGGAACGCGCCGCCGCAAAGCGCUUCAGUGGGCCUCAAUACCAGUACUAUAAUGAGCCAUCUCACAAGAAACGCCGGCCAAAAAAUUCUCCGCGGAAAGCGCAACAACAAAAAUCUUCACUACCUCCCAUGUUUCCAGAUAUCCUUCCUUGGCGUGAUGUGCCACCGCAGCCCCCUAAUCCUACUGGUAAAAAGAUGCCGAAGUUAGACUUUUGCGGUGAGCCGAUAGAAAAGGGAAGAGGUUUCGAUGGCACCAUUAAGCAUUGGGGUGUGCCAACAAAAAAUCAAGACCAUGUCCCAUUCCUCGAAAUUAAUGCGAUUGCAUCUGAAUACACUACAGACUGUGACAAAGACACGGAUGACCCGACUAGAAAGUCUGUGCGGCGCUUUCCGCCACCAAAGUCUUGUUCAGUGAGCAAAUACCCUACAUCUGCUCAGAUUAGAGACAACUACAAUCAAGAUAAUACUACAACGAGUCUUAAGAAUGAGCAGGAAAUGGCGGAGGCGUUGGAGUCGCCUGCUCCUCUUCCUCGCCUGUUGGACAGUUUUUUCGAAAAGAAUCCAUUUACCCUUCGCGAACGGAUUGGAACCUUCAUCAAUUCUCUAAACCCAGAUUUCCCAGAUCCUCCAGAUAUGCCGUACGAAAGGCAUGGUGCUAAACCUGUGGCAACCUGUGUUAAGAGAAGGCAGCCUUCAGACGAGCAAGAUGCAAAGGAGAUCAUCAUUGACUGUGUGGAGGAUGAACUUGAGAAGCCCCGCCGCGAACCUCACAUGGAGCCGAUCAAGGGGCGCGCCGAUAUGGAAUGGUAUAGAACUCACGAUGGAUGCUGGUCUCAGAGAUUCCCAUUACCAAAGAAGGCCCUUCCCCCUCUACCUCCCAACGAGCCUGCCAAUGAUUGGUAG
Messenger RNA from Morchella sextelata, 2367 nucleotides. RefSeq lists its product as uncharacterized. The transcript has 6 exons. Lineage: Eukaryota; Fungi; Ascomycota; Pezizomycetes; Pezizales; Morchellaceae. The record is from RefSeq and is a predicted model, not a curated record. Bases 1 to 2367 code for a protein of 788 amino acids.